GCGAUAACAACGGGUAUUACGCCCUUUCAAAUGUAAAUAAUGCCACUAGAACGCCACAUUUUUUUUACUCACCCCGUUGUUAAUUUUACAGCUCCAGUGUUAGCGUCGUUGUUUGACCCACUGCUUCAAACGCCGCAGAGGACGGUCGAGGGGGGAUACGCCUGAUAGAAAGACUGCAUCAACGACGGGAUGCAUCAUGUGUUUUCUAGAAAAGGAUAUGGCGGCUAGGUACCAUUUCGUCUCGCUACAUUUACUUUACCACUUCUCAAGGACUAUAGAGAGGACUCCAAACCCACCACUGCUGCUGAGCCUCUCGGGAGAUCCAUCCAGGCCUCUUCUACUUCUAUGAGGACGUGUCCAGGAUCCAUCACCACUAGCUGAUCAACACACUGUAGGGGGUGCUAUGUCUGUCUGAACUCACAGCUCUUUUUGCAGCCAUGGCACAACAGAGCGCUGAGCUGUCCCACUGCUAGGCGACAGGGCAUCCGAGAGGGUAGAAGACAUGUUGGGACAGAGGCCCGGGGACCACUGCACUGAAUUCUGUUACUAUAGCAAAUACUGUAGUAACCAUGGAAACGCUAUGGAGGACUGGUCUGGUCUGCACUGUCAUCGCUGUCAUGGUUGCCACCGAGGUCGAAGGAGGUCACAGAGAUGAGUUUGCUCAGUCACAAGCUGCCUUCCUGUCCAGUCUAGGCCAGUAUGAGAUUGCCAUCCCAGUGCGUGUAGGACCUAAUGGUGAGAUGCUGGACGAAGAAACGCCUCAACACCACCAAAGAAGAAGACGCAGCACUGAGGACAGGCUGCCUGACUCUCUCUUCUACCAGCUGUCCACGUCACGUAACAACUUCCUGCUGAACCUAACGCUGCAGGGAGGCCUGCUGUCCCAGCAGUUCAGGGUGGAGUACUGGAAGAGAGGUCGAUUAGCCUGGAGUCAUCCUUACUCUCCCCACUGCCACUAUGUAGGACACCUCCAAGACCAGCCGCACUCCAGCAAAGUGGCCCUGAGCAACUGUAACGGCCUGCAGGGGGUGAUUGUUGCAGGGGGAGAGGAGUACCUGAUUGAACCCCUUGUCUCACCAGAUAACCAGACCAGGACGGAGAGGGGGGAGAGAGCAGAGGGGCGCCCCCAUGUGGUUUACAAGCGGUCAUCACUCCGCCAUCAAUACAAAGGCCAAUCCUGUGGAGUUAUUGACGAGAAGCCAAUGAAAGGCGCAUCAUGGUGGCAGCGAACUCUGAAGACACCUCCCCAUCACGUCGGCCGCGGCCAGCUGCCUCUGAAGCGCUCAGUUAGCCGGGAGCGCUACGUGGAGACGCUGGUGGUAGCUGACAAGAUGAUGGUGGGUUACCAUGGUCGCAGAGACAUCGAGCAGUACAUCCUGGCUGUCAUGAAUAUUGUUGCCAAACUGUUCCAGGAUUCUAGCCUGGGGAAUGCUGUCAACAUCGUGGUGACACGGCUUAUCCUGCUCAUGGAGGACCAGCCAACACUAGAGAUCAACCACCAUGCAGGGAAGUCUUUAGACAGCUUCUGUAAGUGGCAGAAAACCAUCCAGCACCGGAGCAGCUAUGGUAACGCCAUACCAGACAACGGGAUCGCUCACCAUGACACUGCUGUGCUCGUCACCAGGUACGACAUUUGCAUCCAAAAAAACAAGCCCUGUGAAACCCUAGGUCUGGCUCCUGUAGGAGGGAUGUGUGAACCAGAGAGGAGCUGCAGCAUUAAUGAGGACAUUGGCCUGGGAACAGCCUUCACUAUUGCCCACGAGAUAGGACACACGUUUGGGAUGAAUCAUGACGGUAUGGGGAACGCCUGUGGGCCCCGCAGCCAGGAGACCGCCAAGCUGAUGGCUGACCACAUCACCAUGAAGACAAACCCAUUCAUCUGGUCUGCCUGUAGCCGGGAUUACAUCACCAGCUUUCUGGACUCAGGUAUGGGCUCCUGUCUGAACAACGUCCCUCCCAAGCAGGAGUUUGUGUAUCCCACCACAGCACCGGGUCAGGCCUAUGACGCAGACGAACAGUGCCGCUUCCAGUACGGCGUCAGAUCUCGACAAUGUAAAUAUGCGGAAGUCUGCAGUGAACUUUGGUGCAUGAGCAAGAGCAACCGCUGCAUCACCAGCAGCAUUCCUGCUGCAGAGGGAACUAUCUGUCAGACCAACACCAUAGAGAAAGGGUGGUGCUACAAGAGGGUGUGUGUGGCGUAUGGAACUCGUCCUGAGGGCGUGGACGGAGGUUGGGGUCUGUGGUCAGCCUGGGAGGAGUGCAGCAGGACCUGUGGAGGAGGAGUCUCCUCUUCCAUCAGACACUGUGACAGCCCCAGGCCAACUAUCGGUGGAAAGUAUUGUCUGGGGGAGAGAAAGCGCUUCAGGUCCUGCAAUAUUGAUGAGUGUCCUGCAAGCGCUCUGGAUUUCCGGGAGAUUCAGUGCUCUGAUUUUGACAGUGUUCCUUUCCGGGGAAAAUUUUACACAUGGAAGCCAUAUAGAGGGGGUGGGGUGAAGCCCUGUUCUCUCAACUGUCUGGCAGAAGGAUACAACUUCUACACAGAGCGUGCUCCAGCUGUGGUAGACGGCACACCUUGCCGAGACGACUCUCUGGAUGUGUGUGUAAACGGAGAGUGUAAGCAUGUAGGCUGUGAUCGUGUCCUCGGCUCGGACGUUCGUGAGGACCGCUGCCGGAUCUGCGGGGGUGAUGGGAGCAGCUGUGUGUCUGUGGAGGGACUCUUCAAUGACUCACUACCUGAAGGAGGUUAUGAAGAGGUGGUCAGAAUUCCUAAAGGAUCAGUAUUUAUCCACAUACAAGAACUCAACAUCUCCCUCAACUACCUUGUGCUGAAGAGUAAAGGGGACCAGUACUUUAUCAAUGGGAAGCUGACCAUUGACACACCGCGCAGGUUCGAUAUUGCCGGCACCACCUUCCACUACAGGCGGCCCACUGACGGACCAGAAACUCUUGAAGCUCUGGGGCCAACAAACAUAACCCUGAUUGUCAUGGUGCUGGUGAGGGAGGAGAACCCAGGGAUCCACUAUCGUUUUAACCCCCCUAUGAAUAGGGAUCCUCUGACUGGCUUUGCCUGGCACUACACCUCCUGGUCACGCUGUUCAGCUCUCUGUGCUGGAGGUGCACAGAUCCAGCAGGUGGUGUGUAAGAAGCUGACAGACCAUUCAGUCGUUUAUAACAACUUCUGUGACAAGAGGAACAAACCCAAAGAGAAGAGAAGAUUCUGCAACACUGAGCCGUGCUCCCCAAGCUGGUGGACAGGAGAGUGGUCAGAGUGCAGCCGCAGCUGUAAUGGCGGCCUGCAGACACGGGAGGUGUUAUGUAAAAGGAGGAUCUCUGCGACUGAGGAGAAGGUCCUAGACGACUCAGCAUGUUCCUCCCUGCGUCCUUCUCUCACUGAGCCCUGCAGCAACCACAGCUGCCCCCCUGAAUGGCUGGCCCUGGACUGGUCAGAGUGUACGCCCAGUUGUGGUCCUGGCUACAGGCACCGUGUGGUCUUGUGUAAGAGCGGGGAAAGCGGUGACAACCUGCCAGAGUCAAAGUGUCCCAAAUAUGGCCGACCCACCUCCAGGGUGCGCUGUAACCUGCAGCGCUGCCCUCCCCCUCACUGGGUGACGGGUCCCUGGGGAGAAUGUUCUGCCAAGUGUGGUCUGGGUCAGGAGAUGCGUUCGGUGCAGUGUCUGACCCACACCGGCCAGCCGUCCAAUGAGUGUCUGGAACAUCAGCGGCCAGCAGCCAUGCAGCAGUGCAAGAGCAAAUGUGACCUCAGUCUACCCGUCAGUAUAGACAACCCCGAAGAGUGUAAAGAUGUGAACACUGUGGCCUACUGCCCCCUGGUGCUCAGGUUCAAGUUCUGCAGCCGGCCAUAUUUCAGGCAAAUGUGCUGCAAGACCUGCCAGGGACACUGACCUGGACACCAUGAAACUCAACAGCAUCCAUCUUUGGGUCCUGUACACACUCACAGUAAGCCUGAAAACCCUCCCACUGAGCCUUGUAACAGCAGCUCUCACACUACCUCUAUCAGAGGAGUGUGACAUUUAACUGGGAUGCUGUCGGACUGACACGGUCCUGUAACUGUUAAGAGGGACCCUUUUCCAGCAAGAAUCCAGCCCGAACCAGGCGCCUCUCCGGGCCAAGCUGAGUUAUACAUUCCACUGGAGGGAGGGCUGCUGAAACCUGGAGAGACAGAGAGAGUAACAUCCCUGCAUUGUCUUUUAGGAUAAACCCCCUCUCUCUGUCUUUCUAAAUGAUCCCUCUGUUGUAAUAUUUUUGGUGCUACUAUAUUUCACUUUGGCCGCAGGGCUGGUUGCAUUACUCUCUUUAACCUGUAUGUUAACAGGUGAUAUUUGUUUAGUUAUGAAUUUUAAAAAUCCACUUUGUAAAGAAAAUUAUAUUUUCCAGAUAUCUUUGCCCAUGAUAAGGAAUAUGUUAUGCUAUAAAAAAAGAUUUUCUAUGUUAUCUAAUAGUUGUUACUUGACCACAUUGUUUUAUGCCAUUGCUUUGUUCCGUAUAAGUGUAUUCAUCAAGUCUUCGCUGUUAUUCAGCUGAAGUAUGAGCAGAGUUUGAUUUGCACAAUGUGUCAGCAGUCCGAGUACUUUUGUAUUUUAUGUUUGUUUUGAAGUGAUUUGACUUGAUGUCUCUGUGGAAGCUAUAAAAGUCUCACUGCAGUGAACCUGCCAUAGUCUUGCCAUUUUGGUUAGUUUGCUAACCUUUACAGUAAAACACAUGGAGACACUGCCUUAGUAAUGUGAGCAAAGAAUUUUCAGAUUAUAGGAUGUUAUUUUGUGUUGUGGCUGCGGACUGUGGCAGCUUGUGCAUAAAGUCUUCAAAAAGGAACUUUUAACAGCUGAAGGCCUUGCUGUUAUUAAAUGUUUUUUUUGUGGUUUAUUUUUUCCACAUGUUACCACUCAUUCGACAGUGCUAGUAACUUUUACUGUGAGUGGAAAUUCAGAGCACAGUGAGACGCAGUGAAUCAGCUCUGCCAACAGGAACAGGCCCAGUGAGGAGGAGUUAAGACCUCUGACUGCACAGCUUUCAAAGAGCAUUUUAUUAUAGCAGCAGUGCUAAUCUGAGGAUGGAUUUACACACACAUAAAAUGUCUGAUUUCUUUGUGGCACAGAUUUGAUGUAUUCGUGGGCUGUCUGAGACCAAAAUUCAGGGUAUUGUGAAAAGAUUUCUUUCUACAAAUGUUUAUAGAUUAGAGCUAAUUUGAACCUGCAAUGACAUGAAUGAUUUUGUUUAGGGCCUGAUAUGGCAAACUUCACAGUUGCUUAUUUACACAUAAGCAAUUACAGAGCAACAUUAUCAUUCAUCUGGAGUCGCAUUCCUGAUCACAUAAUGAUGUAAGUCCAAUAUUCACUCUUUUUUUUUUAGCUCUGUUCUGGUGUCCACCAACCCCUGAGGCAAAAACCUGGCUUUUUAGCUGCUAAAUCCUCCACUACGUUCACAUGCUUUUUAGCUGAAAAACGUUGCCUGCUGUAGCCAAAAAUGACUCUAUUAGGUCUUUUCCACCAACAUAGAACCGGCUUUUGAACUAUUGGAGCAUUUCGACUAAAAAUAAAUUGGUUCAUAACCUGAAAAGUUGGUUCCCAGUUGGAACCAAAAAUAGCAGGUUUACACAUUGUCACUUGAUUAAUUAUUAUGAAAAUAUUGAUGAUAGCUGCUUUAAUGACUCGUCACUCAAUCACUUGGUGUAUAACUGGGUGCUGAAUUCUCAAAGAAAAGAACCCAAAAUGAUCCGCAUGACAGCACAGCAGCUAAAAGAUUCAUUAAUGGGCAGAUGCUCCCGGUGUGUAUGUUAUUUCCUGUUAAAGACAGUGAUGUGAUUGUGUGAACCAACAGGAGCCGUGUAACCACACCCAAAUUUGUGUAACGGAAGUACUGAUUUUGUUUUUAGAAAACAGUGUCCGCUGUUUCUCCAUCCUGCAGAGAAUACUUUUAGAAACGCUGCCUCAGAGGCUCAGUCAUCACUGUGAUGUCCAUUGUGCUCUGAACUCUGCUGCGGACAGACUCUCACACAUGUUCACACUGAUCACCGCCGAAAGCAGCUCUGUGUAACACUAAAUGUCACAUACUUUAAUUGUAAAGAGAGGAAGCUACAGUGUGUCUUUAUGGGGAUCAGCUGCAAUGUUGUUUUUUCUUGUGGUGCUUUGGUUUGGAUUGGUGCUAUUAGUUCACUGUUGUUGUCAUUGUUUCUGAGUUAUCAUUUCAACAAUUGUUGCUUUUAAUUAUUUAGAACUUAAUUUGAGCCUGUCUGUAAUAAUACCGAUCUGCAGAGCUGGCCUGAGGUGUAAGAGUGCAGCUGCUUAGGGCCCCUCACCCACCAAGGGCCAAACAUGCAUUUUAUCAUAAUUUAAGAUUUUGAUUUACACUCCCUAACUUUGUUUAAGUUGCCAGUAGUGCCUCCAAAACCCCAAAAUGCAGCUCACUGUGCAAAUUUUAGAUUUAUGUCAAAUACUUUCACAGUUUCUGAAGGGGCACUAUACAAGAUAUUGGCAUUUCCAACAAUUAAGAACAAAAAAUAAACUAUUUUGGCGGCAUUAAACAAACAUUUGGGGUUUUGAGAAUACUUUAACACAUUUUUUAAAUUUAAGAAUUUAUUUCUGGGGGCACGUGGCUGCAAAUUCUUGGUUAUCAGAUUGUGCAUAGGGUCUCAAAAAGUCAAAAGGUCUGCUAAUCCAUCCAUGUUGAGCAUAGAAACAUUAUUAUACAGAAUAUUUAAUUAAACAAUUACCUUCAGCUUACGUAUUUCAUCAGAGUGUACAGCAAACUCAUCCCUGCAGUUUAUCAGGACAAAUACCAUUUGUAACAUUUUCAAUUGCACAUACUGUUUAAGAAGAUAUUUCAAAGAAUAAUUGUCUGGGGAUAUUUCCUGUUUCAGUGUCUGAAAGGCAUCUUUCUCUUUCUAUCUACCUGUGCCUAUAAUAAAGGUUCACACUGAGUAGUGAGCCUGUUGUAUCUGAGUAAAUAAUAGGGACCGUACCGGUAAUUGUUGUUUUGUUUUUCACAUGCUAAUUAUAACAUGACAUGUACUGUAUGUUGUUCAAUAAUAUAGAAGAUGAAUCCAUUUGUCCCCUAUGUAAAUCUUUUUAAAAGGAAAUAAUAAACUGAUUAAACAUGG
Micropterus dolomieu (smallmouth bass) is the source of this 7114-nucleotide messenger RNA. RefSeq names its product ADAM metallopeptidase with thrombospondin type 1 motif, 10 (gene adamts10). The transcript is spliced from 27 exons. Gene Ontology annotation, cellular component: extracellular matrix. NCBI's taxonomy places the organism in Eukaryota, Metazoa, Chordata, Actinopteri, Centrarchiformes, Centrarchidae. Gene Ontology annotation, biological process: proteolysis; extracellular matrix organization. The coding region runs from base 570 to 3902 and encodes 1110 amino acids. The record is from RefSeq and is a predicted model, not a curated record. Gene Ontology annotation, molecular function: metalloendopeptidase activity.